This is a messenger RNA of Ectocarpus sp. CCAP 1310/34, 1312 nucleotides long. The record is from the annotation of a GenBank genome assembly. NCBI's taxonomy places the organism in Eukaryota, Phaeophyceae, Ectocarpales, Ectocarpaceae.
GCUGAUUUUUCGCAUGCGGGGCCGUAGGGAAACACAUUUUUUCUUGGACGUAGCUCAAAACGUGAAGGUGUUCCGAACCAGCUUGUCCUCCUCAUGAACCCUGAAAACAUGCCCCGCACACGGUCCUCCCACAUUCUCCUUUCCUGGCAGCUAAAGCGACCAAAAAGAAUCGAGCACCUGCUUCACCUCACUCUCCCGCUUAAUAUGAACUGGGUAAAUAGAACGUGGCGACAGAUGUUAGGAGCCGUUGAGCGGAAGUUGAGUGCCAAAUGUGUGGCGUGUGGCCGAACAAAAUAUCAUCACGUGUCUGAGAUGGGCGGGCCGGGCGGCUGGGGACAGCGGACGAAUAGCCGCCGGCAAUGCGACGGGAUCGGGUAGCCGCUAGUGAUGCGAAGGAUUGGAUGUUAAGACAGGCACCGCCGUCCGCCCUCGCGCCAAACAGGGCACAACCUGGCGUGCACUCGGCUGCCGGUUUCGAGUGGAAUCGGAAGAGCAACAGUGAACGGCAGGACUCAGGUCUCCAGACAACCGCGACAUGUCGGAGCUAGUGCUCGGCGCCAGUGGUUCAACUCUGUCGCGGCGCAUUUGGCGCUAGUUGACUGGUCUCCUGGUUAGCGGCGGCAACGGGACGUGCGUGCCCCCGCCAUGUUUUCCCGGGGGUGUGGGGACUGUUCGAAGCGUAACGAUCGACUACCUCGCUCCCGUCCAAUGGUGGCGGGUGCAAUCCGCGAUGCCACAGCCAGCAAGCGCCUUCCUGAUCAAGCCCUACCUAUACGUUGGCAGAGGCGGCGAGUCAGGGAGCGAUGGCUACGGCCUGCGUGCCGAGACUGGCUGACUCCGAUCGGCAGUGCCCCUUAUUCAGAGAGCAGAGCGUCUCGUCGGAGCGGUAGAAUGACAGAAGUAGCGCGGGAGACCACUUUCGAUUUUCUCGUUGUUGAUGGGUUUAUACACUUUGCAUAACCGGGGGAGACAUGAAGGAAUGGAAUGAGUGAGAAUGAGGAAAGCAUCGCAUUCAGGGGGCGGUGUUUCGACUGCUUGGCAGGCCUGGCAACAGUGGAGCAAGGUCGUCGGGUACAAAUUCUGGAAUAAGGAAGCUCGGGGGUUGGGUGGGGCUCUCGAGAUCAGUACGUCGUGCAGUGUACAAGAUGGGAAUUCCGAAUGCUGAAAAGAAGCAAGUUUUGGGGGGAGACACGAGUAGCAGAAUGGAAGACAGAGAUCGGGUGAUAGGUAUAGUUGUCCCCAAACAUAAGCGAUGGCAUCUGUGGGCUUGCCGGUGGGGUUUUCCGAAAAAAUGACGCAAUCCCGCGUGAAG